GGAAAUGAAAGAACCGGUUCGAUCGACCUGGUACGGUCCGGUUCAUUAACUAUACCGAUUCCCGAACAUCUUAAUUGGGGUUGAUCUACAAAGGGACGUUAAUGAUGCGUUUGGAAGCAUAUAAAUACUAAUAUAUUUCAACAGCUCUGAUUGGGAAGUCAAAAAGUUUCAGAUUGGAAUUCACAGUUCCAAUCUCCGGCCCCCUUUUUGUUUUUUGUUUUUGUCAAACGUUCAUUCUACGCUCUCUUUCUCCCUCUCUCUCUCUGUUGAGAGCCAUGAGUCUCUUCGGUCUGGGCAGGAAUCAAAGGACAUUUCGCCCGAAAAAGAGUGCACCAUCAGGGAGUAAGGGGGCCCAGCUAAGAAAGCACAUCGAUGCAACAUUAGGUAGUGGAAAUCUGAGAGAAGCAGUAAGACUUCCUCCUGGGGAGGAUCUUAAUGAGUGGCUUGCUGUCAACACUGUGGACUUCUUCAACCAGGUGAAUUUGCUUUAUGGUACCCUCACUGAGUUCUGCACUCCAGAAAACUGUCCUACAAUGACCGCAGGUCCCAAGUACGAGUACCGAUGGGCAGAUGGAGUGCAAAUCAAGAAACCAAUUGAAGUUUCAGCUCCAAAAUAUGUCGAAUAUCUGAUGGACUGGAUUGAAACUCAAUUAGAUGAUGAAUCCAUAUUUCCUCAAAGGCUAGGUGCCCCUUUUCCUACCAACUUCAGGGAAGUCGUGAAAACUAUAUUCAAACGCUUGUUCCGUGUUUAUGCUCACAUUUACCACUCGCACUUCCAGAAGAUUGUAAGCCUCAAAGAGGAGGCCCAUCUAAAUACCUGCUUCAAGCAUUUCAUACUCUUUACAUGUGAAUUUGGGCUGAUUGACAAGAAGGAACUGGCUCCACUUCAAGAGCUUAUAGAAUCCAUUGUUGUCCCUUACUAAACUGGCUGUGCAAGUCCCGAUUUCAAUCUACUGAAAUCAACUAUCUAUUCUAGAAUGUAACAAAAAUUACUAAUGUUUAAUAGUUAUUGCCUAUAUAAUAUGUUUGAGAUUAA
This is a messenger RNA of Rhododendron vialii, 1036 nucleotides long. RefSeq names its product MOB kinase activator-like 1A. Gene Ontology annotation, cellular component: nucleus; cytoplasm. The coding region runs from base 276 to 923 and encodes 215 amino acids. Gene Ontology annotation, molecular function: protein kinase activator activity. The record is from RefSeq and is a predicted model, not a curated record. Gene Ontology annotation, biological process: signal transduction; positive regulation of protein phosphorylation. The transcript has 7 exons. NCBI's taxonomy places the organism in Eukaryota, Viridiplantae, Streptophyta, Magnoliopsida, Ericales, Ericaceae.